Messenger RNA from Suillus fuscotomentosus, 1241 nucleotides. RefSeq lists its product as uncharacterized. The record is from RefSeq and is a predicted model, not a curated record. The transcript is spliced from 8 exons. Gene Ontology annotation, molecular function: phosphoric diester hydrolase activity. Bases 267 to 1040 code for a protein of 257 amino acids. NCBI's taxonomy places the organism in Eukaryota, Fungi, Basidiomycota, Agaricomycetes, Boletales, Suillaceae. Gene Ontology annotation, biological process: lipid metabolic process.
GUUACUAUGAGUCGCAGAAUGGCGCGUGCUACUCUAGUAACGAAACUGCAAAAGCAGCAGUGAAUGAUAGCCGGCAGGCCAGUGCCUUGCCUUGCCAGGAAGUGAACGUUGCAGCUGGCAGUGCCACCUGUUCAAAUCGCUGGCAGCUGGAAAACAUUGGGAUCUUUUACUUGAACGUUCGUCUCGACACUGGUCGUUUUGAACGUUUAUCCAUGCCGAAUGCCGUGGUGGGCAAUUCGAGAGAAAGGAGAGAUCUUAUAUGAAUUAUGGACUGGCUGAGGUGGAAAAACAGAUCCAUCUCCCUUCAUCAUGUGCAUUAUAUUUGUCUAUGCCCUCGUAUUCACAGAGAUUUCUCUGGUUUACGCAUCACCAUCGCAGGGUCCAUUUCGAACUGUGUCCAACAAUCACCAGUUUUACAAUGUCCAGGCUCAUCGCGGAGGAAGAGGAAAUGUUGUCGAGAGCACUCUACCGAGCUUUGCAUGGGGCCUCAUCGACGGCGCCACCACACUCGAACUAAACAACGGCAUUACUACCAAUCUAUCACGUAUCAAAGUUUUGACUGGCGAACCCUGGUAUCCAUGAAGACAUUGGAUGAUAAACUUAUAACUUCUGCUCUUAUCGAUGAGGACACUGCUUUUACGCCGCGUGGCUCAACCUCCCCGUGGCUGGCUGGCUUACGCCUUGAAUCAUUUCCCGGACCAUCACUGUCCGAGCAGAUAGCACAAGCCCCCCAUGCUAUACAAGCGGAUAUUUUAUCUCCCACUGGAACAUUCCUCAUUUUCUCUUCGUCCCAUGAGGGAUCCUCUCACUUCACAACUCCAGAAAUGAUUAGCGAAGCUCACAGGUUCGGCAUGAAAGUUGUACCUUGGACUGUGAAUGGCUUGGACUGUGCCGAAGAGCUCUUCAAGGAUGGUGCAGAUGGAAUUAUUACGGAUUACCCAAACGUUGUUAGGCGGUGGGCCAAACAACAAGGACUUCGGGUGGCGCCUAAAUAUCCCAGACAACGUGUCUUCUCCUGCUUAUACCAGCACAUGCGCUAGUGUUCUUGAUGCGAUGCACCGAAGAAUAGAUUUUCUCCAUUCGUGUAACAUAGCGAUAUCACAUUCUCAGUAUAUGAUUACCAGGCAGCUUAGAUUUCAUCGGCCACAAACUGAAAAACCAUACAAAUCAGGACAUUACUAGCAUGUAAAUAAGACACGUACCAUCUACGUUCUAUUACACUCGAGACUUGUUAAAAUUUG